Molecule: messenger RNA, 783 nt
Organism: Guillardia theta CCMP2712
Lineage: Eukaryota; Cryptophyceae; Pyrenomonadales; Geminigeraceae
Exons: 2
Coding region: 1-783 (260 amino acids)
Source: RefSeq, a predicted model, not a curated record
AUGAUGCGAUCGCCUCUCCUCCUCCUCCUCCUCCUCCUCCUCCUUGACCCUGCACAUGCUUCCAGUCACGAAGAGCCUGUCCACCAUCCGUCCAGCAAGGGGCUUCACGGCUCCUUCCACAUCGCUCCCGAUUUCAAGAAGCUGGCCGACACAAUCGCACAAAACAUGAUGGCGGCGAAGCGAGCUCUCCAGCUCCACAAGCUCCAAGAUGCUGGCAAGCCGCAGACAGGCAGCUCUGUCCGUCAAUCUACAUCCUGUCCAGACUCUACUCAGGUCAUCGCGAACUGCAGCUUAGAGUACUCCAGCAUGUACAGCCCAAGUGCCGACAUGGCAAGCAUUUGUCAAUCGAGCAGCACCUGCGUCAGUCAGCUGCAGACGCUGUCGAGCAAGUACAAGAGCACAGCCGGAUGCUCGACCGACUAUCAGGCUCAGAGUGUCCAGGCCUGGCUGUUACAGAUCAAAUAUGGCUGUGUGAAAGACGGAAGUAAGUACUGCGCGACCACAUGGGCGAGCGCUACCGAUUUGUCGUACAAGGAUCUGUGCAGCUCUGCGUGCUUCAGCCAGUACAGGACCAUAUACCAAGAAGUGUACGGGGCCUCUGAAGCCGAGUACCUCAACAUGGUGUGCCAGAAGGACUCCAAAGGCAACUACUGCAUGGACACGAUGACGUCGUCAGAGACAGCAAUGUCCGGCAGCAUGAUAUGCUCUGAGUGCGGCGCGCUGGUACGGCCUGUCGGAUCAGGAGGCAGAGAAGCUUGCGGGCUGACAACGUGCGACAGAUGA